This is a messenger RNA of Wallemia mellicola CBS 633.66, 1773 nucleotides long. RefSeq lists its product as hypothetical. Gene Ontology annotation, biological process: regulation of DNA-templated transcription. Gene Ontology annotation, molecular function: sequence-specific DNA binding; zinc ion binding. The record is from RefSeq and is a predicted model, not a curated record. NCBI's taxonomy places the organism in Eukaryota, Fungi, Basidiomycota, Wallemiomycetes, Wallemiales, Wallemiaceae. The coding region runs from base 1 to 1773 and encodes 590 amino acids. The transcript has a single exon.
AUGAAAUAUCAAGCUAAUCAGCUCAUAGGAACGAGUUUCUAUAAUUAUUUACACCCCGCGGAAACUGCCCAAGCAAAGGAGGAUAUAUCAUCGAUAAUAGAGUCAGAGGAUAUCCACGGUUCAAUUAUCAGAGUUCGAUUCGUUAGAUUACCUUACAUUAGAGUUCAACUGGGUUCAACUUCACCUGUACCUUCUCACGUUUCAGCAAUGUGUGCCGAUCCUUCGGAUAGUACUUAUUUACCAAUCGACAUCGUUAUUAGCUCUAUACACGCGGGAUUAUACUUAUGUUUCUUUCACGCUGUUAUUGAUAAAAAUCCCCUCUUGAAUAAUGAUCAAGGUACAGUUUGGACUAAUUGGUGCCACACUCCAGUUUUCAACGAGAAUCAUGUCGAAAUUCUCAAGCAGUCAGUAUUAAACUGGUCAAGAAACCACCCACCCCCGUUGCAAAAGUUCAUGAUUCCAACACGUAUUUUUCAGAUACUCAGGCAGACGACACAAGAGAAUACAAAGUUGGGAUUAAAUCAAAUAAUUUACUCUUGGCCGCCAUCUACUGGUAGCACAGGUGAGGGUCCUUAUGAAGAAUCAUCAUUUGCUUCACUUAUGAGUGAAAUAUCAAUAAACCCACAUACGGCGAAUCAGUUAAGUGGUGCAGGUACAUCUUGUACUAGAAGAUUCAAAGCUAAACAUCAAACAAGGUGUAAUGAUAACCUAUAUGCCGUUCAAUCAAUGUUCGUACCAUACGGUGAAAUUAUAUUCGCAUGUUUCAUGAUAGAAUAUGAAUACCCAAUACAAUCAAGUAGACCUUUAUAUCCUACAGCAUCAGCAUCAGCAGAUAACAGUCAAGAGACUACGACACUUUUUGAUAGCACGUACGAUGAUAAUUCGAUUGGACUUAGUCAGAGAUAUUAUCAGCAAUCUUCACCAUUAAUGCAAAAUGAAUGGUCAGGCUAUUUAACAGCUCCAGCGACUGUUACCACUCAGGUACCAGUUAAAGAUGAGUUUGCACAGACUCAUCAACAAUUACCUCCUGCAUCCUCGCAAGUGCAAGUUAAGGAUGAAUUCGCACAGCAGUUACCGGAAGCACCUGGUGUCACUCUGGAAGAUGACUUUGUAGGAGCACCGUUGGUUGCAUCUAGUCAAAAGGACGAAAAGCAGCUUUCUAAUAAGAAAAUUAAAACCAAUUCAGAUAACCUCGCUUGCUCAAGUUGUGGUACUGAUAAGAGUCCUGAAUGGCGUAGAGGACCAUCUGGUAAGAAGGAUCUCUGUAAUGCUUGUGGAUUAAGAUACGCACGUGCUAUGAGUAAAUCUGAUAGUUCGUCAAAGCGAAGAAAGAGUGAUACGAAGAAUCCACCGAAGAAGAAGAAACCAAGUACUUCACCUAAUCCUCCACCUAAUAACAAUUUAGUGACAGAGAAUUCACUUGGAUAUCCACUCAGCCUUACUCCAUCCACCUUACCAAAACAAAAUUACGUACCUGCAAAGCAUAGUGAUAUACCAUUCAAUUUUGAUGGUUAUUUUGCCAAACCACCACAAUUUAAAACUUCACCUGUUUUAGGUAGUGGUUAUGAAGAUAGUGUUAGACUGUAUAACCAACCCCAACAUAAUCCUUUAACACAUCAAUUACCGCCGCAGCAACGACAUCUCAAUUAUAUUGGCGAUUCGAUUUAUUCUUCUCAUUCAACUAGUAACAACGCAGAUCAAUUUCAAUUUCAUAAUAAUAAUGUCAAUAAUUCAAGUAACGUUCAUCAAUCAACGACUACUUUCAUUCCAUGA